Canariomyces notabilis is the source of this 1290-nucleotide messenger RNA. RefSeq lists its product as uncharacterized. NCBI's taxonomy places the organism in Eukaryota, Fungi, Ascomycota, Sordariomycetes, Sordariales, Chaetomiaceae. The transcript has a single exon. The record is from RefSeq and is a predicted model, not a curated record. The coding region runs from base 53 to 1072 and encodes 339 amino acids.
ACGCAAUCGAAUCCUCAGUCAGCAGCCUAUUGUUGGAGAUCAUAGUUGAUUGAUGGCUGCCCAGAUGUCUUCCCCUGAGCUCCACCCGGCAAGUGCUUCCUUGAGUUUGGUAAUAUCAGCACUCACUGUACUAAACUUGAGCACUACCGGGAAGAUCCUGGGGUUUCAUUCUUCUCUGCGCGUCUAUAUCCUCAGCCAACCUGUCCUUUGCGGGUUUGCAGCAUUCUGGAGGCUGCUCCGGCUCAUACACCGUCUCGGCACCAAGCCCCCCUCCCUCGAGCAGCUGUUCAUUGCAAUCAAGCGCAGAUUUCGAGAUUUGUCAAACAGUUUUCACCCCGAAAAUUCUGCCCCAACGCCCGAGGAGUCCCGGAACUGGCCGACAUUCUUCCCAUUAGUGCUGAGGCUCCUGGCAUUCUUGCUCGGAACAAUUUGGGGACCAGUCAAGCUCUUCGCCACCGAUGGAUUGCUGUGGACCAAGGUCUGGGCUGGGUGCUAUACCGCGUAUUACAUGGUCACUAUCUGCGCCGGUGCGGUUGAAGAGGAAGGCAUUGCAACCGAGGAAGCCGGGAGCACAGGGCCAGGCAACUCAUGGAUCGACCACGGCGAGGUCUACAGCGGAUAUCUAGCCAUCCUUCUGCAGCUAGCAGUUUUCUCGUGCGUCGACCUGAAGCCGAUUCAUCCGGACCGAGAUAUCCUUAAAGGAUACCAGUUCCGCUUCUACAGGUUGCUCGCGCACUUUGUUGCAUACCUGCAGUACAUCCGAGGGCCCUUUGCUCCGGUCCCGCGGCUGGUUGCUUUGGCCGUUCUUGGCUACUUGUUUGGACAAACGCCAAGUACACUUUACUUUCUUUCUACCGGUAGCAUGCCUCUUGUCGCUUGGUGGUUCUCUACGUCUGAAUUCGCACAGAACCACUUGUGUCUUUCUGCUCGGGGUACGGAGUGUUCAGUGAGGGAGAGCGUAUUUGCAUUUGACUUGUUUCUUAGACUCCUCUUCUUCUCCAUCUAUGGCUACACGGUUCACUACCAUCCGGAGGAGACGGCAAAAGCAUCGUGGCUUGAGUGGCUUCCUUGACUGAAGCCAAAGUGGUAUGAUCGUUCGGUCAGUUCUCUAGUCUUCGAAAUAUACCAGCAGGAACUCUCGAGUUUCAUCGUCUGUACAUACACCGUCAACCAUAAGUUUAAUGGCGACAAAGAGCGAAGCAAGUGGGUCUUAGUGCCACCUAGCAACCUAGCAAGCGGCACUAACAGUUUCACGCCAAAUCUGCAGCUAAACGUGUUAGAUUCAAGCAU